UCGGCUUCUCCCCCUCGGCACCUCUCGAGCUCUACCUUUCUUCGUAUUCCCUCCCUCCCCAACGCCGCCAUGCCUCUCGUCGAUCUCGCCACAAACGUCUCGGUUCCCGACGUCAAGGCGCUCAGCCUCGAGCUCUCCAAGGCCGCCAGCCAGAUCCUUGGCAAACCCGAAGCCUUUGUUGGUGUGCGCAUCCAGGCCGGCGAGGUGUUGAGCUUUGGCGGCUCGCACGAGCCUGCCUAUAUGUUGUCGGCUACCGACCUCAACACCACUCGCGAGAUCAACGAGGCACGCAGCAAGGCGCUUUCGGAAUGGCUCACCGAGAAGCUCGGCCUGCCCAAUGACCGCGGGCUCAUCGCCUUCAUCGACCCCGGCGCUAACAACCUUGGCUUCAAGGGCACCAGCAUCGCGACCUUCUUCGAGAGCUUGCGGAAGUAGAUGCGAAGAGCAUGAACGCAAAGAUGUAAACUACGACAAGACCCUGUAUUAAAUCCCCCUCGUCCUUAGCCUGAUCGUCCGUGC
Schizophyllum commune H4-8 is the source of this 519-nucleotide messenger RNA. Its product is annotated as Tautomerase/MIF. The transcript is spliced from 6 exons. Lineage: Eukaryota; Fungi; Basidiomycota; Agaricomycetes; Agaricales; Schizophyllaceae. Gene Ontology annotation, molecular function: phenylpyruvate tautomerase activity. Bases 70 to 435 code for a protein of 121 amino acids. The record is from RefSeq and is a predicted model, not a curated record.